UCGGGUUGCGGAAGAGUGGGAUGGAUGGAGACGCGGGAAGGAGGGGAGGUUCAGCGAGCUUGUGAGGGAAGUUCGGCAGAGUCUGGCCUUGGGUGACAUGGUUGCUCUGUGAGGACAUCAGGAUAGGAUCCGGGCGUUUUUGGGUGUGCAGAGAGGGAGAGUUCCCCAGGGAGGCCUGAAUGACGCGCGCGCUGGUGAUAGACGAAAGGCAGCGGUUUUGUAUGAUAUUUUGCAGGGCCUUGACGCGUUGUUGGAUGGGUGGUGUAAUCAUGGCAGUAUCCUCCCGAGGCUCGUUUCACUGGACAACGACAAUCUCCUCACUCGGCAUCGUGGGGACAUGGAGGAGCUCAUCAUGGCGCGAGAUCUGCGGGAUCCUCCCUGGUCCAUCGAUCCUGACAUUUGAGACUGCAGUGAGGAGAUUCUUCGUGCCGCUCCUUGCAACGAGGGGAAUGAACAGGUUCUUUCGGGAACGACAAGAGUUGGGACGGCUGUGUGAGCGUGUUGCGUUUGGUGAGCGGGAUGCUGUGGACGCGCUUGAUGAGGCGCGUCAGGUUUUACGCCAGGUCGUGCAAGAAGCUCCCAACUCACAGCCACAACCUCAGUCACCUACCCGUCGUCGUUACGAUCCUGCGCCGUACAGGAAGCGUCAUCACAUCCACCACCUACACUGGUGCGAUUCAACUACAUGUCGGCUUUAUCGUCAGCGAGAGACCAGGCUUACCGAAUCUCCUUCGCACCAUCCACUGGCGUCAUCACCUUACCAGUAUCAGCCCCACCUAUUCCCUACCACCUCCUUCGACCCCAAUCACCCUCCGCCAGUGCCCUCCCCUUUCAUCCCACCUGAGCCACAAUUCCCAUCAACUGGACGAUUUACUUAUUGGGUCUGACCGACGCGUGUAAUGAUAAGUUUAUACGAAUAUUAUUAUAUAGUGUUUCUUGGAAAUACUACUGAAGGUCACUACCCGUCCACUGUCGUGGAUUACGCCAAUCCUGUCUAGGCUCCAGCUGUUUGAAGAGCCACGAUGCAUAACGCGUGCAUGCCAACUAACUUCUAUUUCGGGCCAGGAGCCAUGUUUCUACCUU
Molecule: messenger RNA, 1083 nt
Organism: Desarmillaria tabescens
Lineage: Eukaryota; Fungi; Basidiomycota; Agaricomycetes; Agaricales; Physalacriaceae
Exons: 2
Coding region: 180-887 (235 amino acids)
Source: RefSeq, a predicted model, not a curated record